Daphnia pulex (common water flea) is the source of this 893-nucleotide messenger RNA. RefSeq lists its product as uncharacterized. The record is from RefSeq and is a predicted model, not a curated record. NCBI's taxonomy places the organism in Eukaryota, Metazoa, Arthropoda, Branchiopoda, Diplostraca, Daphniidae. The transcript is spliced from 8 exons. Bases 100 to 801 code for a protein of 233 amino acids.
UCGCGUUAUCAGCAGAUUUUCAUCACUUGAAUCGUCUUUUAACGCAAGAUAUAUGUGCACGCUUUACGGACUUCUAGGCUGCCACCACCAGCUAUAUUUAUGAAUAUGGAAAGCUUCAAGUCGACCAAAGUGUUGAUAUUUCUCAACUUUCUUGCAUUCAGUUUGAUUCACGGACAAAGCGACCAUACACUUCAACUGUAUGAUGGAGCAAUGAAUAGUCCAGGAUCGUGGAUAAUAAUCAAUAAUUACGUUGACAAUCUUCAAAAUUCCGCCUUCAAUGACCUAGCGUCUUCUUUCUGUGUUGUUCGCGGCAUAUGGCUUAUGUAUGAAAAUCCUAGUUACAACAGUAAUUUCUUAGGAGCUUCGGCAUUUUACUGGGGAGAAAAUUAUUGCCAGGAUUUGCCGACAGGUUUAAACAAUCAGGUGUCAUCAGUCCGCUAUGCAGGAUCACCCUACAACUUCCAAGCUGAUGCGCUAAAUGUAUAUCAAGUUGAAUGGUUUCAAUCAUACGAAGCAUUCACCGCUAGUGAUUCUCUGGACCUUAGUCCAUAUUAUGGCGGUUCAUUGAUCGUAACUGGGAGAAGUUAUUGGACAAUAUACGAUUCUCCAAAUUAUCAAGGCUAUCACGUUUGCGUCACACCUGCAGACAUCACUUACGCUUAUCCAGGAUUUUUCGCUCAAGCUUCUGAAUUCGGUUUUAGCGGUAGAGUGAUUCGCAGUGCACGCAGGGGCUGCUGGACAGAAAAGGUGUUCCGACCUACAACGGUUAUGCAGCCAAAUCAGCUGUACACCCGAAACUGAGAGCAGGCUGAAAGGGUCAAAUAUCUUUAAUCGACGCUGCCUGUAUUUUAUUUUAAAUCUUUACUGCAAUAAAAUUCGACGUCAUAAAGUCA